AAAAUGGAUCAGUUGCUGGUUUUGCUGCUGGCAGCUACUUUUGUCGCAAACACUUUUGGUCUUUUACCUUCGGAAAUACAAGUAAAAACGCCUUAUGGAGAACUAAAAGGGGAGGAAAGAGAUCAUUAUUUAGCUUUUGAAGGAAUUCCGUACGCUGAACCUCCUGUUGGAGAUUUGCGAUUUGAACCGCCAGUACCUUUUAAGUCAAAUUGGAAAGGGGUUCGUGAUGCCUCAAAAAUCGGAAACGGUUGCUUACAAUGGAGCCAUUUCGUCUUGGACAAAGAUGAUAGAAUCGUUGGCGACGAGGAUUGCUUGUUCCUGAACAUUUACACUCCCAAAAACAUUAGUGUCGCCACAAAAAUUCCCGUUAUUGUUCAUAUUCACGGAGGCGCCUUCAUGUUCGGACAAGGCGAUAUUUACGGACCAAAAUUCGUAACAACUAGAGCUCUUAUUCACGUGAAUUUGAAUUAUCGCUUGGGACCAUUUGGUUACUUGUCAAGCAGUGAUGCACUGAUACCGGGCAAUAUGGGAAUGAAAGAUCAAGCAACCGCGUUGAAGUACAUUAAGGAAAAUAUCGCACUAUUUGGAGGUGAUCCAGAUAAAAUAACCAUUACGGGCUUUUCAGCUGGAGGUGCUUCCGUGCAUUUGCAUUACAUGAGCGAAUGGUCAAAGGGAUUGUUCAACAAUGGCAUCUCUCAUAGCGGAACAAGUUUGGAUUGUUGGGUAAUGCAACAUAAUACCGAUGAAAAAUUCGAUUUUGUGGUACAACGAACCGGAUGUCAAAACGAGGAUCGAAAGAAAAUUUUAGAAUGUUUGAAAAAAGCGCCUGCUAAUGACAUUGCACGACUCGUUGGAGAACUUCAACCGUAUCUCUACAAUCCGUAUAACGUUUUCGGGGUUGUACCUGAACCUGCAGCUCAAGAUGGGAUUCCUUUCAUCACCGACUAUCCGCGUAACAUUUUAAAUUCCGGAAACAUUCAAAAAGUUCCGUGGAUUAUCACGGAAACGAAGGACGAAGGGUUGUAUCCAGUAGCGGAAUUCAUCAGAAAACCCGAAUACCUUCCAUUUAUCGAUAAAAAUUGGGAUCUCGUAGCUCCAAAUUUGCUACAUUACAACCGUACAAUUCCAGAUGAGAAAAUGCAUGAAGUUAGCGAAUUGAUACGAAAACACUACAUGGGUGACGAUCCAAUUAACGAACAAACUUACAAAAGAUUCGUUGAUAUCUCAUCUAAUCGAUUAUUCCACAUUGGAGCUGACGAAGCUGUCAAAAUUCAAGGCAAAUAUAUGCCAGUGUACAUGUAUUAUUACACGUACAAAUUGAGUUUUGGCAUUGGAGAACUCUUUGCGGGAAAACGUUCGGAAUUAUUGGGUGUCUCGCAUGGCGAUGACGUUUUGUUAGCUGUAAGUGUUGAUCCUGCUGCUCAUGAAAUGCCAGAAGGAGAGUUGAGAAUGCAAGCCGCCAUCUUGGAUUUAUAUGAAAGUUACGCCAAUACGGGUGUGCCAAAGCUUGGAAAAUUUGCUCUUGUCCCUAGUGAAUCUGAGGAUAUGGUAAAAUACACUGAAAUUGCUGGACCAGAUGAUAUAAGCAUCAAAACGAAUGAUAAUUUUGGUGAUCACAAAUUCUGGGAAACGAUCCAAUUUUAUGAGCCUUAAUAAGUAAAUUUGAAGAAUAGUAGUUCAAAUAAAUUACCCCUUGAUUUAACAUGGUUAUGGAAAAAUUCAA
Molecule: messenger RNA, 1723 nt
Organism: Culicoides brevitarsis
Lineage: Eukaryota; Metazoa; Arthropoda; Insecta; Diptera; Ceratopogonidae
Product: venom carboxylesterase-6-like
Exons: 4
Coding region: 4-1653 (549 amino acids)
Source: RefSeq, a predicted model, not a curated record